Molecule: messenger RNA, 3737 nt
Organism: Galleria mellonella (greater wax moth)
Lineage: Eukaryota; Metazoa; Arthropoda; Insecta; Lepidoptera; Pyralidae
Exons: 12
Coding region: 260-2437 (725 amino acids)
Cellular component (GO): nucleus
Source: RefSeq, a predicted model, not a curated record
GCCAUUUGCUAUAUUCUGUCAUUCUUUUAAUGUUAUUGGAAUAAAAUUGUUUUGUUUUAGAUUUCUCGGGCCAAUAUAUCUAGAAACUAAGUGUCUAUUCAUCAAAUUGUUAUUUAAAAUUAAUUUAUAUUCAAUAAGAAGUUAAAAUGUGCCGGAAAUUAUAUAAAUUAUCAUCAUAAUGCAGAUGAACCACAUGCAUUUUGUAAUACUAUCUACUAGCAGAAUUAUUUUUAUCAUCAAGUUGUAAAAUGAACACAUUAUGUCUUAUUUGAGUACGUCGGAAAAUGUGGGUUUCAGUGGCAUUCCACAAAACAUAUCUGAUGCAAGCUGCGCCACGCAGUAUAAAAUGGCAGUGGAGGGUGUGGCAGGGAGUGAUGUUAACAUGUUCAUACAUGACAGUUCAGGAGAUGAGCAGACAUAUGUAACACACCUCAAUGACAAUUUCUUUCAUACCAAAUUUAAAAUAGAUCCCAACGAAUUGUACACGUUCCAUGACUCUGAUGUCAUAGCAGGUGAAAUAACUGUAAGUCACACAGAAGAUGCUUUUAUUUAUACAGACAAUGUUGAUGUCAAAAGUAAAAUGAUAGAAAGUCCGAACAAGGAAGUAGAUCUCAUAGACACACUUACAAAUGGUGACAUUAAGGAUGAAAUCAAGAACGAGGUUAUAUCUAAUGGUCACUAUACAUCCAUUGCAAAAACAGCUACUUACAAAGACAGUAAGACUACUAAUACCAAAGUUUCAAAAACUAAAAGCCAUAGUCAGGUGACUCAAGAGUCCCGAAUAAAUUCAGUUAGUGAAGUACGCCGACCAAGUGUUCAUAGCCCUAAGGGUGGGAGUGUGGGUACAGUACAUACUCCUAGUGUGAAAACCAGUAUUAAUAGUGUUAAUUCCAACAAUGUUAAGACUGUGUCUGCUAUAAAACAGACAGGACAAGAAACUUUUUUGGAUGUCUAUAAGAGGGAACAAGGGUUAGUGGAGAAUGGUCCGGCAGUAAACAAAACUGAAGAUACAAAACCUACUAUUAAAAUUCCAGCUCCUGUCAAGAAAACACCAUCAGGAAAAGCGUCGCAAGCGAAAUCUCGACGUGGUCGUGGACCGGCAGUCCAUGAAGCGCUACAACGGAUACCGCCGCAGCGAGCAGUGCCCGUGCUGAACCGCGCCUGGCACGCACCCGGCGACGAAUUGUUCGCGUGUGGCCCACUCGAUGGCCGCAGGCCACAUUGCCGCCAACUAGACAGCAGCAGCAGCGACGACGAUUAUAUGCCUGAUUUUGACCCGGGCUGGGGCCCGGUGUGUGUAGAGGAGAGUGCGGCGGAGAGUCGCGGUGCACGACUAGCGCUGCGCCGCGGCGCGCUGCGGCGGCACGUGGCUCGCGCCCGCGCCGCCCUGCGGCUUGCGCCUUCGCAUACGCACCACCGGGCGCUGGUUGCCUUGAUCAAGAAACAAUUGAACAAUCAAGAUUCACCGUGUCGACUACCGACGUCAACAGUCAACCACUUGCUAGCAAUGCGUGGUAUGCCGACAUUGCUAUCACUACAGGAGCGCAGGCAACUUAGGGAAAGUGGAUGGUCUGGUGGCGAGAGUGGUUCCGUGGAGCACCUAAUGGGUAAUACAUGUGCUGAAGAGAGAUGUACUGAACAGCCGGUACCAUGCGGCCGGUAUUGCCUAUCGCAUGUCACGUUAGCACCCGAACAGCGGCUGUACGCAGCAUGUGCAGCGGUCUUCGCGGGUGGCAUUCGCUGUAAACAGCCGCUGUUACCGCUGCAGGAUCAAACGCCAUUAUGUCCAGAGCACGCGUGGAAAAGGGAUAACUAUGACAAACUAAGCCGAGAUUGUCGGCCAAAGAAGGCUGUCCGCAAGCGAGCAUGGGUCGCACCGGUGCGGCCCCCGCGGCGGGCGAAGCGCCGCCGGCGGCCGGCGCGGGCCCGGCCGGAGCCACCCGCCACCACCGCCGCCCCACAACCGCCCCAGGCGCUACCUGCACCACCGCAAUCUGAUCAAUCUCUGUCAGAGAUAAACGUUUGUUCAAACUCAUCAACGUACGACAGUUCAGAGGAUACCGCCAUGGGCGCACUUAGUGAAAAUGAAUACAUUCCUGUGGCAAGCAACUCCCAUGAACUUGAAGUGGAGGUGGAACAAGUGCCGCACGAUGACAUUCUAGAUCCUGCCGUACUCAGUCAAAUUCCAGACGAAGCAUUCACAGAGUUUUUCAAUCAAGCUGAGGGUGGUGCGCCAUUCGCGGAGAGUUCCGAGCUAGCGGCGGCACUAGAAGCCGUACUGGAUGAGCGCGCGCUCGAUUCUAUAGCGGACUGCGUGUUCACCGCACAGCCGUCUCAUCCCUCGAAUCCUUCGCAUCUCUCGAACCAAGCCGCUAACACUAAGAUGCAAGUUCCGACUUCAAUGACCAUGGAGAUGUCGUCGAGCACGCCGUCAUAACAUUGUAAUUUUACAUAUUUUAUGUUAAGCUAAACUAAACUCUAUGUACUAUAAUACUUAGGAACAAAUUUGACAUUUAUAGUCUCAAGAGUUAAAACUAUUUUUUCUUCAUGCUUUAAGUUUCUGUGUGAUUCUGUGGCGACGGUUGCAAUACGGAAGAUGCGUUUUGUGAUAAGGAGCAUCCUAUGUUAACGCUGUGUAAGUGAUGUAUAUACCUAGAUUAUGUUGAAAUCAUAUUGACUGUAACGCAUCUAUGCUUGUGCACUAUUAUGUAGGUACAAUCAGAAAGAACAAACUAACGAGCAAGUUUGUUUAUGAGCAAUAAAUUACUAGGUUACACAGUAAUGUCUGCCAAAAUUGUACACAAUUCAUUAAUAACACUAGAUGUCGCGUGCGACUUCUGUCGCUUUCAUAUUUAGUUAUAUUUUUUAUUUAAAAAGGAUUUUAGGCCGUACUGUUUAUUUUGCACGUUAUGUAAUUAUCUGAAACAAUUGUGAACCGAUUUUAAAAUCUGUUUUUAUAAUUGAUAUGGUUUACUUCCUUGUUGGCUCUACACCAAUCGCCACCAUAUAAAUAGCUCUUGUUAUAAAAAUACAAAAAAAAAAAUUAGCUAAGGAAUGACUAGUUUCUUCUUGCAGUUUUGUCUGGAUGGAACUUAUCACUGGAUCCCGGGUCUAUAUAAACGCAAUAACUGAAAAAAAUUGAAUAAAUUUUCAUACUGAAUUUUAUAUAUACACAUAGUCGAUUUGCUAUGUAUAAACGGUUCCGUGUACCUAAUAGGAUUUUCGAGUAUUUAACACUUUUCUUUCAAUAUUUCUUCUGCCAAUAAAGAUAGCAAUAAGAUCUCAUUUUGUACUCUAAAACUUAUUUGUUACAUCUAAUAAUGUGUUAUUGGCGAAUAAAGUGUGUAAAUAAAUUAAUAAAUAUUUACAUAUAACCACAAUACAUGUUAAUAAUAAAACAUUUUAAGAAAAUAUUUUAAUUAUAUACUUGUAAUUAAACCGUUAUAUCCAGACAAAGGGCAUCAUGACCUUUGUCGUCUCAUUGAAUAGGUUGUUGAUUUAAUUCUAUUAUUAUUUUUUUUUUUAUUAUAAUAUGUAAUUUCUUAUGAACUGUCAUAAAAUUAUUAUUUCAUCUUGGUUAAUCUAAAGAGGAUGGUAGGGUCAUCCUUUAACAUGUUAGAUUUAAAUAAACAUUUGAAGAAAUACGGGAGAAACCAGCAUAUUGUUCACCAGAAAAGCAAAUUUUGCUAUAUGGAGAAUCUAUACGUAUUUAAUAUUUUAAACUACUAUUCAGAUAU